Racocetra persica is the source of this 251-nucleotide messenger RNA. The record is from the annotation of a GenBank genome assembly. NCBI's taxonomy places the organism in Eukaryota, Fungi, Glomeromycota, Glomeromycetes, Diversisporales, Gigasporaceae.
UCUACUUUACAUCAUCUCAAGUAAGCAAGUCUUUUCAUGAGUCUUACAAAUCUCUAGUAUCUUCUAUGAUUUUAGAUAAAUCUGAUGCAAAAGAAAUGUAUUUGGAUAAAUUAAAUAUAGAAGUAAUAUAUUUGGAUGAAUCAGAUAUAGAAGAUAAAUCAGAUAUAGAGGAUGAAUCAGAUAUAGAAAAUGAAUCUGAUAUAGAGGAUAAAUCUGAUCAAAUAAAAUUAUCAGAAGUUAGAAAAAAGUGA